CAAUGAAUUGGAUCAUUUGUGAUGUUCGUCGUUACCCGCGCCAGCACUAUGUUGAGUUUACCGGUGUUUUUAGCAAUGUUUGCUGUAUGUUCUCAAGGAUCGGAGCUCUUUGGUAGAACCCCUCCGACAGACUAUUUUCAACGAACGAAUAUUUUUGAUUGUCCUAACAGAUUCUAUCAGGCUGAAUUGACGAAAAAAUACACCUUCACAGAACACCACACUCAGGGCCCUGCGGUGGCGGGGGGCUUCCGUGUAUUCAAUGGCGAAUACCAGCACAUGGCUGCAAUCGGUUGGAUAGUAGAUGGUGAGACAAAUUAUCUUUGUGGCGGCACCUUGAUACAUCCAAAGUUUGUCCUGACAGCAGCGCACUGCGCAAUUCAGGUUGAUGGUGUUCUUCCCAGCACGGUACGUUUCGGUGACACAGAUUUGGCCAGUUCAGACAACGAUUUCGAGGCGCAGCAGGUUUCCAUUGAACGCAUCAAACGACAUCCGCUGCAUAAAUUCUCGCGGAGCUACCAUGAUAUUGCACUGAUAGAACUGGCUCACGAGGUACGGUUAUCGGAAUUCGUAUGUCCCGCCUGUCUGUGGUUAGAAAGUGACCUACCAAGUGAUCCACUCAGGAUUGUUGGAUUUGGCGAAACUGAACAUGCUGGUGGACUCAGUUCAACGCUACAAGGGGGGCGAGUUUCGUUGAUGGCGAGUGAUUCUUGUAGGGAGAAAAUUAUGUCCGAUCGAAGAUUGUCGGAUGGUUUGACCGAUUCUCAGUUCUGCGCGUCACAUAGAGAAAUGGACACAUGCCGGGGAGACUCAGGCGGUCCAAUCGAGGUCAGGCGUUUUGAUAUGAAUGAUUUGGAACAUCCACUAGUGGUUGGUGUAACUUCUUUCGGGACUCCUUGCGUGAAUGGUUCAACUGGAGUGUACACUAAAAUUGCGCCCUACAUCGACUGGAUCGAGAGUGAAAUCAAUGAAACGAUCAGUUACGACAGAUGCACUUCUCGCUGUUCAAUGAGAGUAAGUGGUAGCCAUUCAAUAGUACGAUCAGGAUUUCGAGGCUUAGUUCAUUUAUUGCGAGAUCAGAGUGUAGAGAGUCAUUUCAACUGUGCGGGAACACUAAUUGACGAUCGUUUCGUACUGACAACAGCUUCAUGUGUUACUGAUCCUGGUUCCAGGCCAAAUUUCAUCUACAUUUCCCACAAUGGAGAAACAGUUCAGAUCGAUCAAAUCAUCUUGUCUCCUAAUCGGAAGUUGAACAAAUCUUCUGAAGGUUUGGCUUUGCUGAAGCUCAGCAAGUAUCUCAAACCAGGUGUAGAACUGCGACCAACUUGUCUGGCGAAUGUUGGAUCAAAUAAAGGUACGUUGUCCUUCUUUAUGACUAGUCAGGACAUCAAAGCAAAAGAUCAGAUCAAGUUUAAAUACUUUUCUAAGAGCGUGCAUCCCACUGAAAAGUGCAACGAAAUCCAAUUUAGGGAUAGAAUUUGCGCACUUAAUAGCUUUCCAACAAUACCAACAAUUUGUAAUCUUUUCAUCGGUGGACCGAUUAUUAGAAAGGAUCGUUUUUCGAUACCAUAUUUGCAUGGUGUUGCAAACAACCAAAAUACCGGAUGUGACGGAAAACUAUAUGGAAUUCCUGUGAAGGCUCAUUUAAAAUGGAUUGAGUCUGUUAUAGUUGGAAUGGAGAGAAGUGGAAUGCUGAUUGUUGCUAAAUAAAGUAUAGGAUUUCUUUAUUAAUCUAGCUUAAUACAAAGCAGUACUCAAUUAUUUUCAAUAUACUAAAACGUGUAAAUUUACAUCUUCUGACACUGAAAUAUACGAGCAUUGUAUUUUAUAAUAGGUAUUGUAUUGUCUU
Topomyia yanbarensis is the source of this 1846-nucleotide messenger RNA. Its product is annotated as ovochymase-2-like. Bases 22 to 1707 code for a protein of 561 amino acids. The transcript has 7 exons. Gene Ontology annotation, molecular function: serine-type endopeptidase activity. Lineage: Eukaryota; Metazoa; Arthropoda; Insecta; Diptera; Culicidae. The record is from RefSeq and is a predicted model, not a curated record. Gene Ontology annotation, biological process: proteolysis.